Molecule: messenger RNA, 2259 nt
Organism: Plasmodium cynomolgi strain B
Lineage: Eukaryota; Apicomplexa; Aconoidasida; Haemosporida; Plasmodiidae
Exons: 11
Coding region: 1-2259 (752 amino acids)
Biological process (GO): transmembrane transport
Molecular function (GO): transmembrane transporter activity
Source: RefSeq, a predicted model, not a curated record
AUGAACCACGGUGACGCGGCGAGCAGGGGGGAGUACGAGGCCCUGGUGGAGAGGGCAGACCCGAUGGACAGCAGAAGCAUAGGUGCACAAGAGUUCAACAACAUGUACGCAAAUGACAUCACGUGUGGCAGUGUAAAUAUUGGGGAGGGCCCAACUGAGCAAGUGCCACUGGGCACGCCCCUAACGUACGUCGUUGGGAAUGGAGGCGAGCACAUCGGAGGGAGUCACCUCGGAAGGGGUCACCUCGGAAGGGGUCACCUCGGAAGGAGUCACCUCGAAGGAAUUCACAUCGGAAGAAGUCACCUCGAAGGAAGUCACCUCGAAGGAAGUCACACAAACUAUGACCACGCUCAGGGAAACAAAAGAACGCACACAGAUCAUAAAUAUGCUGCGUACUUUUUUGCCUACCUGCUAGUCCUCUCCAUAUGUAUGCUCUGUUACCUGUACCAUGGGAACUAUGCGCGUGUAUUAUAUGGGACCAACUACAGUGGGAAAAUCUGUGGGAGGGAUAUGAAGAAUCACUCGUAUUUGUACUUCCCCUUGUCUCCUAAACUGUCCAAAAUGGAAAUACUGAAUAAAUAUGGGAAAUGUCUGAAGUCGUGUCCCACAUCAGAUGGGGCGAAUAAAAUGAGGAAGGAAAAAGAUGGCAACAGGACAAACCGUAGUGACAAUGUAGAGAUGAAAGAAAAGGCAACUUAUUUCGAUAACCCUCUCUUCUCCUCCUCCUCUACCUCUUCCGCCGCGCACUCCUCCGCGCACUCCUCCGCGCACUCCUCCGCGUACUCCUCCACCUCUUCCCCCUCGUACUCCUCCCUUUUUUCAAAAAAAAAACCCAAAGAAAUUAUGGACAAACAGGGAAACAAAACAACCAAUGUGGUGUACAGCGAUUACACAAAAAGUACAAACAAUAAUUUGUACGUAGAAUAUUCUCUGAUUUCCCCCUACUAUGAUACGGGAGCCUUUUUUUCGUACCACUACUUAGUGUCAAUUUUUGUGUGCUUUGGUUUGCUAGCUCAUGGGAUUAUCUUCCUCUUCGUUUUGUACCUGUACAGAAAUACAUAUAAGUACACACACAGGUUAAUCACUAUCACUUUGGACUUCGUCAGUAGUAUGUCCAAUCUGCUUUACUCACCUUGCAUCGUUUCGGCUACCUCGUUUGCUUGGUUUUUUCUGUGGAUGUAUGGUUACAUUUAUGUGAUGACUGCCGGGACGCUUCACGAGCAGAGGCUAAGCUUGGAACUGGACUCGAAUGGAAACAGCGAGAUUGUGUCCCUGCAGAAGGUCUUCCACUACUUCAGGAGCUCGUACAUCUUUUCCAUAUUCUGGAUAUACACCUACUUCUUCGUGUGUGAAAUCCUGCAGUCCCUCAACCAGUUCACCAUAAGUUAUUUAGGGGCCGUCUGGUACUUCUGCGACAAGGAUAGUGCUAACUACAAGCUCAGUGCCCAAGCCACCAUGAGUAAUUCUGCACUUCGCAAUUGGGUUCCAAGGAGCCAACCAUGCGCAGAACAGACCAAUGCGACGAAAAAGUGUGUAAAAGUUGAGACAAUACUGAAUUAUCACUUGGGCAGUUUGAUCCUAUCGAGCUUUAUCAACCUAUGCACCAAGCACCUACGCGUUCUGUUCUUUUGGGCGAACAGCACUCUGUCCCUUCCCUUCUUCUAUAGCGAAUCCAUUCACAAGUUGAAGGAGCGAUUCGCCCUCUUCUUAAGACCCAUUUCGAAUUUUAUCGACACGCACACGAUGGCUGCAUACUGCGAGAUUUCCAUGACGUCGUACCCGUACCUAUUCGCCUGCAGCACGUCGUCCAAAAAGUUAACAAACUCGACUUCGCCAGCGGCAUCUUUGCAUGGGAUAACCUACAUUGUUAACAUCAUAUUCCCGUGUCUCACAACCCUAGGGGUGACAUUUCUCUCGUUCAAUAUUUUCAACAAUUUUGAGCGAUACGGCAAUUUGUUCUCCCCCAGUUUUGUCCCCAACCCGUUUUUUGCGGCUCUCACGAUCGGAGUGCUGUGCGGGAUGAUCACCUCCCACUUCAUCACCACGGUGUCCACCCUCACGGACACCAUCCUCUACUGCUUUAUAUGCGAGUGUUACCAAAAGCAGAUGAUAGAUGAAAAUCCAAUAAGGACAGUAUUCACUCCGCCCCUCUUAAAGGAGUUAAUUUUGGAGAUAUAUCAGCAGUAUAGCACUCGGCCGUGGAUUUUUUUUUUUUUUUCCUGUGCGUGGUCAUCAGUUGUGCGGCUAGCCAUCAGUUGA